GUCUCCGUCAAGAAGUGAGCAAUUCAAGUGUGUGGGGGGUGGGUCUGCUCGCUGAUUAGAGGUGACUCCCUCUUUCUGCUCUUCUACUCCUCUUCUCUUCUCUUCUCUUCCUGUUGAUGUGAACCUCCCACCUGUCUCCGUCCCACCCGUCGAUCAAGAGAAAAGCAGAGUCAUGGAGUCCUAUGAAUUGAAGAGCCAAGCCUCAAGUAUCACAAGGCCAGCGCCGGGAGCGACCCGGCUUGCCUCUUCCGUGCGCGAGCGUGACGAUGCGAACCUCCAGCGGAUGGGGAAGAAGCCCGUCUUGAAGCGAAACUUCGGCAUCCUCUCCAUCCUCGGCUUUAGCUGCACCAUUCUGGGUACUUGGGAAGGUUUGCUUGGUACCUUCACCGGCCCUCUUACAAAUGGCGGCUCCGGCGGUGCCAUCUACGCCUACAUCUUCGGCUGGAUAGGCACCUUCGCCAAUUUCAUGGUUCUGGCCGAAUUGGCCUCGAUGGCCCCUACCGCUGGCGGCCAGUACCACUGGGCAGCCAUGCUUGCCCCAUCCAAACAUAUGAAGUUCGUUAGUUUCAUCACAGGCUGGUUUGCCGUCCUCGGCUGGCAGACGGCGUUCGCCGCGAGCGCCUUCUUGGCAGGAAGUAUGAUCCAGGGCGCCGCGAUCCUAGGGAACGAAGCGUAUAAUGCCUUGCCCUGGCAGGCGACGCUGAUUACUUGGUGUGCACUGAGUCUGGCACUGGUCAUCAACCUGGUCGGCGGCAAGCUCCUGCCUCGCGCCGAGACGGUCCUCUUGGUGGUGCAUAUCGUUGGCUUCUUCGGCAUCCUCAUCCCGCUCGUCUACAUGGCCGAGCACAACACAAAGGAGCAGGUCUUCCUGUCUUUCCAGAACGGAGGAGGCUUCAAGACGAAGGGGCUGUCCUGGUUCGUCGGUAUGACCACCUGUGCGUUUGCCUUCGGCGGAGCUGAUGCCUCCGUGCAUAUGGCGGAAGAGGUCGCGAAUGCGUCCAUGGUCAUCCCGCAAGCCCUCAUGCUCAGCCUCGGGAUAAAUGGCUGCCUCGGAUUUGGCAUCUUGAUCGCCAUGAUGUUCUGCGCCGGCCCGGAUCUUGGCGGCACGUUGGGCCAGAUCACUGGCUAUCCCUUCAUGGGCAUCUUCUUGGAAGCGACCAACUCGGUGUCGGGCUCGCUGGCCAUGUCUGCCAUUGUCAUCGUCAUCUACGUCUGCGCGCUCAUGGGCCUGCUGGCCGCCGCCUCUCGCCAGCUCUGGUCCUUCUCCCGAGAUAGAGGAGUUCCAGGGUGGCGAUUGUGGAGUCGGGUAUCCACCUCUAGGCAGUUGCCGGUCCCCGCCAUCCUGGUCUCUGUGACUAUCUCUUGGCUGCUGGCCAUAAUCAGGAUCGGCUCCAACAUCGCCAUGAUGGACAUCGUAUCUAUGGCCAUAUCAGGCAUCUACCUAUCCUACCUCGUGGUCUCAGUCCUGCUCUUCAUCCGCCGGGUCCGCGGCGACAUCUCCCUGUAUAACGACAGCGACGACGAAAUUAUCAACGUGCCCGGCGCGAAACUCGUCUGGGGUCCAUUCCGAUGCCCCGGCAUCCUGGGCACCAUCAUCAACGGCUACGCGAUCAUUUACAUCGCCAUCAUCGUCUUCUUCAGCUUCUGGCCGUCCUCGAUGGAUCCGUCUAUUGCGGAAAUGAACUGGAGCAUCCUCGCCAUCGGCGGCGCCAUCUUCUUCGCUAUCUUGUACUACAUCUUCCGUGCCCGCCACGUCUACACGGGCCCCAUUGUGGAAAUUUCGCUAUAGAGAGAUCGCCACGUGGCGCGCCGGGAAAGGGAAAAGUUGCUGGUGUAUUCAGAUGCUAAGAUAGAUUACCUAUCUGCCGGAGCCGGUUUGGAUGUAUUUUUUUGUAGCAGUACGUGACUAGGUUCCCUAACGUUUACCUUUUUUCAUUCAGAAUCAAGAAUACAAACAAGCACCAAAAUGGGAUACCUAUACUCGGAAGCAUCUGGAGGCUAGUUUCGGCUCCCCACCCCCCUUCGUCUUUUUGGGCAGCCCACUUCGGCUUCUGGACUGGCAUCCGAUUUGGGCUCUCGGUUUCCACGUGAUCGAAAC
This is a messenger RNA of Hyaloscypha bicolor E, 2098 nucleotides long. Its product is annotated as amino acid transporter. Gene Ontology annotation, biological process: transmembrane transport. The record is from RefSeq and is a predicted model, not a curated record. The coding region runs from base 173 to 1789 and encodes 538 amino acids. Gene Ontology annotation, cellular component: membrane. NCBI's taxonomy places the organism in Eukaryota, Fungi, Ascomycota, Leotiomycetes, Helotiales, Hyaloscyphaceae. The transcript is spliced from 8 exons. Gene Ontology annotation, molecular function: transmembrane transporter activity.